AUGUUUUUGAAAAUCAAAAAAAUUUUAAAAACAAGUAAUAAUGAAAACUCUAUAGAUAAUGAUAAUAGUAGUAGUAGUAACAUUAAAAAGAAAAAGAGUGAUAAAAAAAAUAAAAAUAGUAAUAAUAGUAAUAUUAAUGACAUUACAACUUCACCUAUCAUAACAAAUAAUAAAAGAUCAGACAGUGAUUUUAAUGAACAAGCUCUUAUUAAUAAAUCACGUUCGUCUUCAGAUAUCGAAUCAUCUGAUGCUAUAGUAGAAAAUGAAGAUAUUAUUCAACCAGUUUUAACAACAACUACAACAACCUCAUCAUCAUCAUCAUCAUCAACAGCAUCACCAAUAACAAAUGAAAAAUCUUCAAAUAGCCCACAAUUAAAUAGAAAUAAAUCUUUCUUAGGUUCUGUAGUUUUAAAUAUUAAAAAGAAGAGUUCAUCAAAAUCUAAUGAUAACAAUAGUAAUAAUAAUAAUAAUAAUAAAUCACAACAAGCAAUUAAUAGAAAAAGUUAUCAAAAAGAUGAUAAUAAUAAUAAUAAUAGUAGUAGUAAUGAAGGAUCACCACAAUCACAAAUUAGUAAUGAAGAGAUACAAUCCAAUGAUUCAAUUGAUAAUGAAGAAUUAAAUAAUGAAAAUUGUGAUUCUGAUGAAGAGGAGCAGCAAGACAAUAGUUCAUACGACGAUGAUGAUGAUGAAGAUGGAGAAUAUGAUGAAGAUAAUUCAGAUGAUGAUGAUGCAUAUGUUUCAUUUAAAGAUUUGGAUGAAACUAAUACAAAACCAGUUAAAAGUUUUAAUUGUUUAUCACCAAAUCAAUUAGUGGAACAACAAGAAAAAGAAAUUAAAGAUAUUGCUGAACUAUUAUCAAUACCAACUUCUUCUGCAAAUACAUUAUUAAAACAUUUCAAUUGGAAGAGAGAGGAAUUAAUUUUAAAAUAUUUUGAAUCACCAAAAGAAAUUUGUAAAGAAUUAGGUAUUGAAUAUAAUCCAAUAUCAAAUAAUAAUAAUAAUAAUUUUAUUAAUAAUAAUAAUAUUCAACAAUGGUCACCAUCAUCAUCUCCACAAUUAUUUUCAUGUGCUAAUAAUAAUAUAAAUUCAACAACUACUACAACUACAACUACUACUUCAACAACAACAACAACAACAACAACUACACCAACAAUUUCAUGUUCAAUUUGUGGUGAAGAGGAUGAAAGUUUAACAGAAUUUACAUGGGCAAAAUGUAAACAUUCAUUUUGUAAUGAUUGUUGGGCAAAUUAUUUAACAUUAAAAAUCAAUGAAGGUGAAGCAACUAUUAGAUGUCCAUUCUAUAAAUGUAAAGCAGUAGUUGAUGAUCAAAUUAUAAAGAGAUUGAUAGCACCAUUUGUUUAUGAAAAGUAUCAAAUUUUCUCAACAAAGAAAUUCAUUCAACAAAAUAAACAACUUCGUUAUUGUCCAACACCAGGUUGUGACAAUGCAAUUACAUUGGUUAGUGAUGGUGAGAUUAGUAGUAUUUUAAAUAGUGUUGGUGGUGGUGGUGUGAGUGGUGGUGAUCUUGAUGAUCAAGAUCCAAAUUGUAUUUUUAAUAAAAACACUGGUAAUAAUAACAUUAGUGUUCAAUGUUCAUGUGGUUUCAAAUUUUGUUUCAAAUGUCAUCGUGGUAGUCAUGCACCUGCAUCAUGUGAACAAAUGUCAAUGUGGGAACAGAAAUGCUCGGAUGAGAGUGAAACUAGUCAUUGGAAAAUUGCAAAUUGUAAACAGUGUCCAAAAUGUACAGUCUCUGUUGAAAAGAAUGGUGGUUGUAUGCAUGUAGUUUGUAGUCAAUGUAAAUAUGAAUGGUGUUGGAUGUGUACUCACAAUUGGAAAGGUCAUAAUGAUUUCUAUGUUUGUAAUCGUUUUGAAAAAGAAAAAGAAAAAGAAAGAAAAUUAAAUAAUAAAUUAAAAAGUAGUAGUGGUAGUACUGGUAGUAGUAGUAAUAAUAAUAAUAGUGGUAGUGGUAGUGGUGUUGGUGAUGAUGAUAAUAGUAGUAGUAGUCACCCUAGUAAAUUUAAAUUAUUAUUAUUUAAUAGUAAUAAAUCAAAAAUAAAAAAAUCAAGAGAAUCAAUUGAAGAAGAACAAAAAAGAACAAAUAGAUUAGAAUUGGAGAGAUAUUUAUAUUAUUAUGAAAAGUAUAUAAAUCAUGGUAAUAUUCAAAAAUUGGAGAAAGCAAUUAAAGAAGAGGCACAAAUUAAAAUGCAAGAAUUGGAGAAAGCAAAUUCAACUCGGGCUGAAGUAAAAUACAUUGAAAAGGGUGUUGAUCAAUUAUUAGAUUGUAGAAAUAUUUUAAAGUAUACCUAUAUCUAUGCUUUCUUUUCUUUUGCUGAUCAAAAUAAUCAACGUGUUGUCACUGCCAAAGAAUUAUUCGAAUUCCUUCAAGAUGAUUUAGAAAAAACAAUGGAAAAAUUAACUGAACAAAUGGAAGAUGUUAUGAAAUCUCAUGUAAAUCUUGAUACUUGGCAUCGUUUAGAUGUAAUGAAUCAAAUUACACUUUUAAAAACUAAAACUGAUGGUUUAUUAAAUGCUGUAUUAAAAGAUUCAUUAUUUGAAUUAUAA
Molecule: messenger RNA, 2562 nt
Organism: Dictyostelium discoideum AX4
Lineage: Eukaryota; Evosea; Eumycetozoa; Dictyosteliales; Dictyosteliaceae
Exons: 1
Coding region: 1-2562 (853 amino acids)
Biological process (GO): protein ubiquitination
Molecular function (GO): zinc ion binding; metal ion binding; ubiquitin-protein transferase activity
Source: RefSeq, a predicted model, not a curated record